Messenger RNA from Myodes glareolus (Bank vole), 1113 nucleotides. RefSeq names its product olfactory receptor 9S13-like. Gene Ontology annotation, biological process: G protein-coupled receptor signaling pathway. Gene Ontology annotation, molecular function: G protein-coupled receptor activity; olfactory receptor activity. Gene Ontology annotation, cellular component: membrane. The record is from RefSeq and is a predicted model, not a curated record. Lineage: Eukaryota; Metazoa; Chordata; Mammalia; Rodentia; Cricetidae.
AGCUACUGAACUAUUGCACAAGGGUCAGCAUGUGACCAACAAGCUCCUGCAGCCUGAGGCACAUCCGGCCGUACUGGUGAGAUCUGCUCCCUCUCUCUGCCUCCCCCACUCUCUCUUCAGCUGUCCCCACUCAUGGUCAAACCAGUCCACAGAAAUGGAAGUCUACCAGCAGUGUCCUUGCAGGGAUUUGUGCUGGUCGGAUUUGGGGGAAGUGCAGAGACCCAGGUCCUGCUCUUUGCUGUCUUCCUGCCUCUGUACAUGCUGACUGUCCUGGGAAACCUCACUAUGAUCGUGGUCAUCACACUGGAUGCCAGCCUGCACUCCCCCAUGUACUUCUUCCUCAAGAACCUGUCCUUCGUUGACCUCUGCCUCUCUUCUGUGAUAGUGCCCAAUGCCCUGGCCAACAUUUUCUCCUCUUCCAAGGUCAUCAGCUUUGAGGGAUGUGCCACUCAGUUCUUCCUUUUCUCCUUGUUGGCUGCCACCGAAGCUGUCCUCUUAGCUGUGAUGGCCUACGACCGUUUCAUGGCCAUCUGUAGUCCCCUGAGGUACCCUGUGACCAUGAGCCCUACGACCUGUGCCCGUCUGGUUCUGGGUACCUUCUGUGUUGGCUGCCUGAACUCCAUUGUCCAGACCAGCCUCACGUUCCAGCUGCCCUUCUGCAGUUCCAACCACAUUGAUUCCUUCUUCUGUGAUGUGCCCCCACUGAUCAAGAUUGCUUGUGCAGACACAACUCUCAAUGAACUUGUCAUGUUUGGUAUCUGUGGGUUCAUCAUUGUGUGUGCUGUUCUUGUGGUCAUCAUUUCUUAUGGCUACAUUACAGUGACCAUCCUCAGGAUGCAGUCAGGGUCAGGGCAGCACAAGGUCUUCUCUACCUGUGGCUCCCACAUGACAGCUGUAACAUUGUUUUAUGGAACUGGUUUUGCUAUCUAUGGCCAGCCAGGGGGUAUGGAAUCCAUGGAGCAGGGCAAGCUGGUCUCCAUCAUAUACACCCUGGUGAUCCCUAUGUUCAACCCCCUCAUCUACAGUCUGCGCAACAAGGAUGUAAAGAAUGCCCUGAGGAGACUGGGUCAGAGACACAGUCUGGUGAAGAAGAGUGGCUGGUGUCAUCAUUAG